AGCUCAGGAGACGGCAUGGCGGGCAGCUCUGGAAAAGGGAAAAAGCGGCAGAGGGACCAACAUGAUGUCGAGAGAACAAGUGAGGGUCUUGGUGUGGAGGAGGGUCAAGGUAGCCCCCCGGAGCAGAACCAGGUCCUGUUCCCGCCGUCUUUUAGUGUCUCGGAAAUCAAGAACAAGCAGCGGCGCCAUUUCAUGUUUCUGCGGUGGAAGCAGCAGCAAAGGAAGGAGAAAUUAGCCAUUAAGAAAAAGAAAAAAAAGGAGCGAGAAGCACUUGGAGACAAGGCACCACCAAAGCCAAUACCAAAGACAAUUGAAAACCAGCGUGUGUAUGAUGAAACCACAGUUGAUCCAAAUGAUGAAGAGGUUACUUUGGAUGACGCUACAGAUGAAUUUGCACCCUAUUUCAACAGGCAGAUAGUUCCAAAGAUACUUAUCACAACAUCUGACAGACCUCGUGGGAGAACUGUGAGAUUCUGUGAACAGUUAUCGACAUGUAUUCCAAAUUCACAUGUUUACUAUCGAAGGGGACUGGCUCUGAAAAGAAUUAUUCCACAGUGUAUCUCAAGGGACUUCACAGAUCUGAUAGUUAUCAAUGAAGAUCGUAAAAUACCAAAUGGGUUAGUGUUAAGUCACUUGCCUGAAGGCCCAACAGCUCAUUUUAGGAUGAGUAGUGUUCGUCUGCGUAAAGAAAUAAAGCGAAAAGGAAAAGAUCCCACAGAGCAUCAGCCAGAAAUAAUCCUGAACAACUUUACAACGCGAUUAGGUCAUUCUGUUGGUCGGAUGUUUGCUUCUCUCUUCCCUCAUGAUCCUCAGUUUAUUGGUAGACAAGUAGCUACGUUUCACAAUCAGCGUGACUAUAUCUUUUUCAGAUUCCAUAGAUACAUCUUCAGAAAUGAGAAAAGAGUGGCAAUUCAAGAACUGGGCCCACGUUUUACCCUGAAAUUAAGGUCUCUUCAGAAGGGAACUUUUGAUUCCAAAUUUGGUGAAUAUGAAUGGAUUCAUAAGCGCCGUGAAAUGGACACAAGUCGAAGAAAAUUCCAUCUCUAACAGACUAAAAAUGCAGAACCGCUGUCUGAUUUUCUGCUACAUUAGUAGGAAUACACAGGCUGCUGUGGUGUUUCCUCAAGCCUACUCUUGCUCCACACAGAAAAACUCCAAACAAAUGGCUAUUUUCAUCAGGCAUUAUAUAUGAACAGUUGAGACUGAUGCUUGUUGCCUUGAGUAAAUACCUACCUUUGCUGCUUUUUAGAAGUGGCUAAAGAUUUCAUAUAACAGUACCAUCAUUUAUUGACUGCUCAUAUUCAAGGGAUUAUGAACUCUAUUCCUCAAAAUCAUGUAGUCUUAUUUAAUAUAGUACUUUGCAAAGGCUACUUUGCUUCUAAAGUGGACUCAUUAUCUUAGGAGUAGAAUCCUGACAUCCAGGUAACAGCACAUAUGGUAAUUUAAGGUGUUUAUAAAGAUCUUUUAUCAAAAGUAAAGAUUAUAAGAUAUUUUCACUA
This is a messenger RNA of Rhineura floridana, 1499 nucleotides long. RefSeq names its product ribosome production factor 1 homolog (gene RPF1). The record is from RefSeq and is a predicted model, not a curated record. Gene Ontology annotation, biological process: maturation of 5.8S rRNA; maturation of LSU-rRNA. The transcript is spliced from 9 exons. Gene Ontology annotation, molecular function: rRNA primary transcript binding. Gene Ontology annotation, cellular component: nucleolus; preribosome, large subunit precursor. Bases 16 to 1047 code for a protein of 343 amino acids. Lineage: Eukaryota; Metazoa; Chordata; Lepidosauria; Squamata; Rhineuridae.